GCAAUUUGUAGGAUGGUGGACAACCAACCCAAAUGUGAGCCCUACAAGAUGUCCUGCAAAGACUUUCCGUGUCCAAUGGGGGCAAUUUGUAGGAUGGUGGACAACCAACCCAAAUGCGAGCUCAACCCGUUGUCCUGCAAAGAUUUUCCGUGUCCAAUGGGGACAAUUUGUAGGAUGGUGGACAACCAACCCAAAUGUGAGCCCUACCAGAUGUCCUGCAAAGAUUUCCCGUGUCCAAUGGGGACAAUUUGUAGGAUGGUGGACAACCAACCCAAAUGUGAGCCCUACAAGUUGUCCUGCAAAGAUUUCCCGUGUCCAAUGGGGGCAAUUUGUAGGAUGGUGGACAACCAACCCAAAUGUGAGCCCUACAAGAUGUCCUGCAAAGACUUUCCGUGUCCAAUGGGGGCAAUUUGUAGGAUGGUGGACAACCAACCCAAAUGUGAGCCCCACAAGUUGUCCUGCAACGACAUCCAUUGCCCAAAGGGCGAAACCUGCAAGCUGACAGAGGGGGACUCACCCCGAUGCGUCCCCACACACCACCCCCCUCUCGUCUGCCACGUCCUGAGGCAGUGGAGGUACCGAGCUUUUGAUGGGAGGGGGUACAGCUUGGGGGGUCCCUGCUCCCAAACUCUUGUGAGCACUUGUGGGGCCCGGAAGACUUUCCUUAACGUCACGGUGGGAGGACAAGAUGGCGCGGGACCGGCUGCAUCCUUUGCCUACGUCAUGCUGCAAGGCGACGGCUACGAGGUCGUGCUGCUGCGAGGAGAGGAGAAGAUGGCAAGGGUAUCCGGAAGCGUCGUCCCCCUUCCCCUCCUGAUGGUGGGGGGCCGAGUGCGUGUAGAGAGAAGGGGGGGACAGAGAAGAGUGGAGCUGCCCCCCGGGGUGCGCGUGGCCAUCGGCGGGGACGGCGCGGUGACGGUGACGGUGCCGGCGGAGCUGAGGGAAGAGCUGUGUGGGAUCUGCGCCCAUCCCGAAAGUGGGGCAGGAAAGUGCGCUCCUUCCUGCUCAUCCAAAUCCCCACCGGCGUCUUGCGCCCCCGUCCCCAACCCCGUCCCCAACCGUCCCCCCCCUUCCAACUCCAGCUGCUCGGCCCUUGGGGUCGGCCACGUCCGCACCUUCGAUCUCCUCCAUCACGAUUUUUCGGGUUCCUGCCUUCGCCUUUUGGUUGAGGAAUGUUCCGGAACGAAAACAAAUCCAUUCUUUCGUAUCCUCAUCCGAUCCGGAUCCGGAGGCAUCGUCGGAGUCGUGAUUCAAUGGCAGCGAAUGGUGGUGGAGAUGGAAGAGGAAAAGGUGACGCUUCACGGAGCGCCCAUCACCCUGCCCUACACCGCCAAGCAUUCCGCCCUGACCGUGGAACGGCGGGGGUGGGAGGUGGAGCUGAGGACCCCCUGGGGGCUUCGCGUCGCCUACGACGGGCAGCACGGGAGGGUGAGCGUCCAGGUGGAGAGUUCCUACGCCGGCCGACUCUGCGGGCUGUGCGGGGAUUUCGACGGGGAUCCCCGUAACGAUUUGGCGCCGGCGAGAGGAUGGAGAGUAGGGGAAGAGGAAGGAUGCGAGGACGGGUCGGGAUGCGGGGAGGAAGAGGGGAAAAAAGGAGCCCAAAGCGAAGAAUGCGGGGUGUUGUUGGAUAAGGACGGGCCGUUCCGGCUCUGCCACGAGGCGGUGCACCCCGAAACGUACUACAGGGAUUGCAUGGCCGACCGGUGUCACGACGACGGGGUCUGUCGCGUCGUCGCCGCUUACGUGGCUGCUUGUCAGGAAGUGGGGAAGGAAGUCCUGGAGUGGAGAAGCGAGGGGUUCUGCG
This is a messenger RNA of Lagopus leucura (white-tailed ptarmigan), 1804 nucleotides long. Its product is annotated as IgGFc-binding protein-like. The transcript is spliced from 5 exons. Lineage: Eukaryota; Metazoa; Chordata; Aves; Galliformes; Phasianidae. The annotation marks the transcript as partial. The record is from RefSeq and is a predicted model, not a curated record.